GAAGUCUCUGCUGCGAUGUCGGAGACCGCUCCCGUCGCAGCGCCCGCGGUCGCGGCUCCCGGCGCCAAAGCCGCCGCCGCCAAGAAGCCGAAGAAGGCGGCGGGCGGCUCCAAAGCCCGCAAGCCCUCGGGCCCCAGCGUCACCGAGCUGAUCACCGAGGCCGUGUCCGCCUCCAAGGAGCGCAAGGGGCUCUCCUUGGCCGCCCUCAAGAAGGCGCUGGCGGCCGGCGGCUACGACGUGGAGAAGAACAACAGCCGCAUCAAGCUGGGGCUCAAGAGCCUCGUCAGCAAGGGCACCCUGGUGCAGACCAAGGGCACCGGCGCCUCCGGCUCUUUUCGGCUUAACAAAAAGCCCGGAGAAGUGAAAGAAAAAGCCCCGAAGAAGCGGGCAGCAGCAGCCAAGCCCAAGAAGCCGGCAGCCAAGAAGCCAGCGAGCGCUGCCAAGAAGCCCAAGAAGGCAGCGGCAGUGAAGAAGAGCCCCAAGAAAGCCAAGAAGCCGGCAGCCCCCGCUCCCAAAAAGGCGGCUAAAAGCCCCAAGAAGGCAGCCAAGGCUGCAAAGCCCAAGAAGGCAGCGAAGAGCCCAGCCAAGGCGAAAAAGGUUGCGCCCAAGCCGGCCAAGCCCAAGGCGACCAAGCCCAAGGCGGCUAAGGCGAAAAAGGCUGCGCCCAAAAAGUGAAGUGUUGAAGUGGAAGUACUUAAGCCCAACGGCUCUUUUAAGAGCCACCCACGAUUGUCAGAAAAAGAGCUGAUGCUCUCUUGUCGCCGAACUCUGCGCCUGCAGUGGAAUUAACCACACCACUAUCCGUGUGGGACGUUGGUCUGUGCAGGAUGGGACGCUGAACUUCCAGCCAUCGUUACGUUAAGUCUUGAAAAAAUAAAGUUUACAUUCCCUGGGAAA
Messenger RNA from Rhea pennata, 897 nucleotides. RefSeq names its product histone H1.01-like. Bases 16 to 675 code for a protein of 219 amino acids. The record is from RefSeq and is a predicted model, not a curated record. Lineage: Eukaryota; Metazoa; Chordata; Aves; Rheiformes; Rheidae. Gene Ontology annotation, biological process: nucleosome assembly. Gene Ontology annotation, cellular component: nucleosome. Gene Ontology annotation, molecular function: DNA binding; structural constituent of chromatin. The transcript has a single exon.